Macroventuria anomochaeta is the source of this 810-nucleotide messenger RNA. RefSeq lists its product as uncharacterized. Bases 21 to 617 code for a protein of 198 amino acids. Gene Ontology annotation, molecular function: structural constituent of ribosome. Gene Ontology annotation, cellular component: mitochondrial large ribosomal subunit. The transcript is spliced from 2 exons. Lineage: Eukaryota; Fungi; Ascomycota; Dothideomycetes; Pleosporales; Didymellaceae. The record is from RefSeq and is a predicted model, not a curated record.
CAACCCCACACCCCGUAAACAUGGCGACACCACAGACCGUCGAGCUCGCAAAAACACUGCCCCCGCGGCUGCUACGCUUCUUCCAGCGCUAUCCCCCACCGCAACUCUUCCCAACCAUCACAUCGCAAAUCGCCGCGACACCAGCAGACAGCCCCGACACAAUAUCCACCACACCACCGGCCGACGCCAAUGCCCCGGUCGCGGAAAUAUCAGCACCAGACGCCGUAGCUAUAAAUCCCGCAGACAUGCCGUUCCCCAACCCCUUCCAGCCGACCAAGAACUUCACCACGGGCCGCUGGCACGGCCCCGUCUACGGUCUGCGCAAGCAAGCCGACCUGGUGAAACUGGCGAGCGCACACGGUGUGGUCGAUUUGCUGCCGUGGACGAUUAAGAAGCCGGGCGAGAAGGAGGCAAGGAGGAUUGAGCGCGGUUUGACGGUCAAGGGCACCGGUGAGGGCCAGAGGGUCAAGGGAAAGCUGUGGGAGAGGACGCUGAAGGGACGGCUGGAGAUGAGGAGGCAGGCCAUGUUGGAUAUGCCAAGGCUGAUCCAGGAGUGGAAACAGAAAGGUCACGGUCGUGGGUGGAAGAAGUGGCCGAGCGGGAAGGCGAAGAAAUAAAUGGAUUGAGGGGAUUGGGUCUGGAGCGGGACUUGCUCUGGGCCUGUGUAUAUCUAUGUGUUUGGAUGAUGGAGCAUAUUGCCAUGGCGUUCAGGCAGGUCAACAUCCUGCUUUGUAUCAGAUCAGCUGGAAAAGAUGCACGUAUGGUGGAAGAAUUAGAGCGAUGCAACAACAUAUAUCUAUUAUCAUCUGC